UGCGCCGACUUGCCUUUGACCAGCAGGACUCAGCGGAGACGCGCGGAGACGCACGGAGACUCGUGUCCUGACAGAGCGCGCGCACUCGGGCUGACUGGAUGUGAUGUACUGAGCGAGGACGUCUCUCUCUCUCUCUCUGUCUGUCUUUCUUUCUUUCUCCCUCUCUCUUUUUCUCUCGGCUUCCACAUCUUCAGGGAAACACACACCAGACCCUCUUUUUUUCUUUCUUUGUUUUAUAUAUAUAAUAUAUAUAUUUGGAUAAGGUUCCCUGGAAAUCCUCCGCAUCUCUCCUCCGUCUCAACAGCAGAACUUUCAGGCUCAUCUUUCUCUCAGCUCGCGCUCACGUCAAUGUUUACGGUGCACGCUGAGAAACACAACGCGUUCUGAUUCCCUGCUGAAGGAAAGGAUUUGCUUUGUGUUCUGAUCUGAGACCUGACCCUUCCAUCUUAGCCAUGGAGAACGCUCACAUCAAGAGCGUGGAGGAAGUUUACAGCUAUUUUAACGUGAACGAGAGCACGGGGCUGUCGCUGGAUCAAGUCAAACGCCAGAAAGAGAAGUGGGGUCCAAACGAAUUGCCUGCUGAAGAAGGAAAGUCAUUAUGGGAGUUGGUCAUUGAGCAGUUUGAGGAUUUACUUGUGCGGAUUCUCCUGCUUGCUGCUUGUAUUUCAUUUGUUUUAGCCUGGUUUGAGGAAGGCGAAGAGACGAUAACAGCUUUCGUGGAGCCUUUUGUAAUCCUAUUAAUUCUCAUAGCCAACGCCAUUGUCGGUGUGUGGCAGGAGCGUAACGCAGAAAAUGCCAUCGAGGCACUUAAAGAGUACGAGCCGGAGAUGGGGAAAGUCUACAGACAGGACAGGAAGACGGUGCAGAGGAUCAAGGCCAAAGACAUCGUCCCUGGGGACAUCGUGGAGGUAGCUGUGGGAGAUAAAGUGCCCGCAGACAUCCGUAUCUGUUCCAUCAAGUCCACCACGCUGAGAGUGGACCAGUCAAUCCUCACGGGCGAGUCUGUCUCCAUCAUUAAACACACGGACCCUGUUCCCGACCCGCGAGCUGUCAAUCAGGACAAGAAGAACAUGCUGUUCUCUGGUACCAACAUUGCAGCAGGUAAAGCCGUGGGCGUGGUGGUGGCCACAGGUGUGAACACAGAGAUCGGCAAGAUCCGCGAUCAGAUGGCAUCCACAGAGCAGGAGAGGACGCCACUGCAGCAGAAGCUGGACGAGUUUGGCGAGCAGCUUUCCAAAGUCAUCUCGCUCAUCUGUAUCGCCGUGUGGAUCAUCAACAUUGGCCACUUCAAUGACCCGGUGCAUGGCGGCUCCUGGAUUCGUGGAGCCAUCUACUACUUCAAAAUUGCUGUGGCUUUAGCUGUGGCUGCAAUCCCUGAGGGUCUGCCCGCUGUCAUCACUACCUGUCUGGCACUGGGCACACGCCGCAUGGCUAAGAAAAACGCCAUUGUGCGCUCACUACCAUCUGUGGAGACUCUGGGGUGCACAUCGGUCAUCUGCUCUGAUAAAACUGGCACCCUAACUACCAACCAGAUGUCUGUGUGCAGGAUGUUCAUCUUAGACAAAGCAGAAAGUGAGAGCUGUUCUCUGACUGAGUUCACCAUUUCUGGAUCAACCUAUGCACCUGAAGGAGAAGUAUAUCUGGAUAACCGACCAGUGAAGUGCUCUGGCUACGAUGGUCUAGUGGAGAUAGCCACUAUCUGUGCUCUGUGUAACGACUCCUCGCUGGACUUUAAUGAGUCCAAAGGUGUGUAUGAGAAGGUGGGAGAGGCCACAGAGACUGCUCUGACCUGCCUGGCGGAAAAGAUGAACGUGUUUGAUACAGAUGUCAGGAACCUGUCCAAGAUUGAGAGAGCUAAUGCCUGCAACUCGGUUAUCAAACAGCUAAUGAAGAAGGAGUUCACUUUGGAGUUUUCUCGGGACAGAAAGUCCAUGUCUGUAUACUGCACCCCCAGCAAGGGCAGGUCCACCACCAGCAAGAUGUUUGUUAAGGGAGCCCCAGAGGGAGUGAUUGACAGGUGUUCAUAUGUACGUGUGGGAGCCACUCGUGUGCCUAUGACUCAGGGUAUUAAAGAUAAGAUCAUGUCUGUGAUCAGAGAGUACGGCACUGGACGGGACACGCUGCGUUGCCUGGCACUGGCUACCCGGGACAACCCGCUCAGGAAGGACGAGAUGGUUCUGUCUGAAACAGCACGCUUCGCUGAGUAUGAGUCUGACCUGACAUUCGUGGGCUGCGUGGGCAUGCUGGAUCCUCCCCGGACCGAGGUGGCUGCCUCCAUCAAGUUGUGUCGUCAUGCCGGUAUCCGAGUCAUUAUGAUCACAGGAGAUAACAAAGGCACGGCUGUGGCCAUCUGCAGGCGCAUCGGCAUCUUCUCCGAGGAUGAUGAUGUACAGGGCAUGGCUUUCACGGGCCGUGAGUUUGACGAUCUUUCCCCCAACUCACAGCGCGAUGCUGUCAUGGUUGCUCGCUGCUUUGCCCGUGUCGAACCCUCUCACAAGUCUAAGAUCGUGGAGUUUCUCCAGGGCUUCAAUGAGAUCACUGCAAUGACGGGAGAUGGGGUGAACGAUGCCCCUGCCCUGAAGAAGGCAGAGAUCGGCAUCGCCAUGGGCUCUGGCACCGCUGUGGCCAAGACAGCCUCGGAAAUGGUCCUCGCUGACGACAACUUCUCCACCAUCGUAGCCGCUGUUGAAGAAGGUCGAGCCAUUUACAACAACAUGAAGCAGUUCAUCCGCUACCUCAUCUCCUCUAACAUCGGGGAGGUCGUCUGUAUCUUUCUGACUGCAGCACUGGGCUUCCCUGAGGCUCUGAUCCCAGUGCAGCUGUUGUGGGUAAACCUGGUGACAGACGGCUUGCCUGCCACUGCGCUUGGCUUUAAUCCCCCUGACCUGGACAUUAUGAACAAACCUCCCCGCAAUGCCAAGGAGCCUCUGAUUUCCGGCUGGCUCUUUUUUAGAUACCUCGCCAUUGGCUGCUAUGUGGGAGCUGCUACAGUAGGAGCUGCAGCCUGGUGGUUCAUCGUGGCUGAUGAUGGCCCUCAGAUCACCCUCUACCAGCUGAGCCACUUCCUGCAGUGUUCUCCUGACCAUCCUGACUUUCAAGAUCUGGAGUGCCACAUGUUUGAAUCGCCGUACCCCAUGACCAUGGCGCUGUCUGUCCUCGUCACCAUCGAGAUGUGCAACGCUCUCAACAGUCUGUCGGAGAACCAGUCUCUUCUGCGCAUGCCUCCGUGGGAGAACGUGUGGCUGCUGGGAGCCAUUUGCCUCUCCAUGUCCCUGCAUUUCCUCAUCCUCUACGUCGAACCGUUGCCGGUCAUCUUCCAGAUCACUCCUCUGAACCUGAACCAGUGGAUGAUGGUGCUGAAGAUCUCCAUACCUGUCAUCCUGCUGGAUGAGCUGCUCAAGUUCGUGGCGAGGAACUACCUGGAGCCGGGUAAAGAUUUAGCCGCUGGGGAGCAGCAAGAGAGCUGGAGCGUGUCUGCAUGCAUCCAGGACAUCUCCUGGCCCUUCAUAGCUCUGAGUCUCCCCCUGGUGGUGUGGCUGUACAGCACGGACACUAACACGAGCCGCUCGUUGGAGUCCUCCUGACUGAGCGCUCACUGACUGCGAGCUGCUGUGACGCUAACACAAAACCACCACUUAUUAACCCAGAACCACCAUUAACCCAGUCCAGGAGAACGUUUGCACAGGAAUCUGUAUGUUUGCUGUUUUUAUAUAAUUAGCUCUAAGAUUGAUGACAUAUUAUUCAUUGUUGUAACUGUUCCAUUUUAAAGCACACAUGAGUUGUUUAUAUAUAUAUAUUACAGUUAUAUUAUUAAGAGAUGUUAUAAGCAGUCAGUGGAUUUAAUAUAUUUAUUAGCUUAUUUUUAAGGGGCAUGGACCCAUGGUCCUCGUCGUCCUCACGAUGAAUCAGGACAGUGUGUGUAGUCAUGGCAACAACUUUCAUUGUAUAGCAGAUUAUAUUGUUUUAUAAAUCACCCCAUUCUAACUGAUCAUAUUUUGAAGUACUUGUUUUUAAACCAAUGGUUACAUUCUGCAUUUGGCAGAAUUCAGCUACCUCACUUCCACUGUUGUCCAGAUCAUUUGAACCUUGGUUUUACUUUAUUUGAAUUUUUUUUUUAAUCAGAAAACCAGCAUAGAAUAUCUUUAAAGGGGCAGUUUGAAUUUAAUUCAUUUUUAAUUCAUCGCAAUGAAAACCCUGAUAUGCCUUUUUCAUAGCAACACACACACACACACACACACACACACACACACACACACACACACACACACACACACACACACACACACACACAAUCUCUAUUAUGAUUGGGAAGGGAGCUCAUUUCCGGGCCAGGAAAAGUACAAUAAUAUGUAAAACCGAGUCUUGUCUUUUCCAGGACAGCGUCAGAAUCAUAUUUUACAUCCAGGGUAGCUUUAAUAUGAUUAUUAGAUAUUCAGACACACUUUUAAAUAUUACAGACUGCACCUUUAAAGAUGAAAAAAGUUGAAAAAGGAACUGGUUUGUCUCCAAGCCGUGAUAAAAUUCUGAUGAGUUAAUUAGGAGGAUGAAGAAUGGUCUGUAAUCUGUUUAUUUGGACACAGUUUGGAGUAUUUUUAUUUUCCGUGACCUGUGUAAGGUUGUGCAAAACAUGCACAAUGCUAUGGCUUUACAUGUACAUGUUUGUGUAUGUGCGGCAUAUGUGAGCAUAUUGUGUGUGUUGGUGUGUGUGUGUGCGCGUUUGUGGCAUGUUGGGUGUGUUGGUGUCUGUGUGUGGUGUGUGCAUGCAUGUUGUGUAUGUAUGUUUGUGUGUGCGUGCAUGUUGUGUGUUGCGUUGUGUGUGUGUGUGUGUGUGUGUGUGUGUGUGUGUGUGUGUUGUUUGUACCUACAGCACAGAUGUCUCUCAUAAGUUUGAGAGUUUUCAGAUCGUUUUUAAUAACUCUACAUGAUAAAGAUAGAUGUCAAAUCAGUCAAACGUCAAAGCAGUCGGCUCGUCGUUUGACAGCCUGCUUCACUCAAUAUGUGGCUUUUAAUAAUAAUAAUACUUUUUCUUGUACUUAUUUUUUCUCCCAUUGCUUUACUCUGAGUGUGAAAACAGAACUGUAACCUCCUGCUCCUGCGUCGUCUCCCCCCGUCAAGAUGACACUCUUCCUAACACUGCAAGCUGCAUUGUCUUUAAUCAUCUAAUCACACAACCUUGAGCGGGUUUUUGAGCGUGUUGCCAGGUCUGCACUAAAAACUCCAAACAUUGAAUUAGAAACUGUAUCGAUCUGUAACCAAAGUUACAGCGAACACGGAGAAAGAUAUUGUAGAACUUACAAAGUAACACCAUACACUUUAAAGUAAACAGAAAUUAGACCAUUUUAUAAAGAGUUCUUUCAGUACGUUUCUUAAACACAUAAAUAAGAAUAACAAGAGUAAACCAAUUGGGAUUUCUGGUCAUUUGCUAAUUGGGUUUAUAUAUAAUGGAUAGUUGCAUUGUUACUUGUAUGUGUAUGUGAGACUGGGUCCUGUGGCAGGCAGCUUGUCCAGGAUGUCCCUUACCUUGUGCCCCGAGUCCCGAGGAGAAGGAUAAUCAGAAAAGAAAAUAGAUGUAUGGAUGAAUUUAAUGUGGUGGAACAUCUGUAUAACGAGGCAGUUCAAAGUACUCUGCAACACUGAAAGCUUCUUUCAUAAAUGAUAAAAAAAUCUCCAUACAAUAAGCUUUUAAUGCUUUAAGCUUAAAGCAUUCACUUUUUUGUUAGAUUCAAAUGAUGUCUGUCACACGUCAAGUCCCUGUGUACGUCGUCGUUACUCUUGAAAUGCUCAUGGAUCAGAACAAGAGCCUUAACUGAACAGAAGCUUUUAUAAAUCAAAAUAAAUCAUCCUUCUGACCAAUCAGAAUUGAGAAUUCAAUGAUAUUCGCAUUUACAUUUAUAGCAUUUGGUAAAGUACAUUUUUUUCUCAUUUUAUAGAAUUGAGCAAUUGAGAGUUAAGGGCCUUGCUCAGGGGCCCAGCAGGGCCAGCUUAGUGGACCAGGGAUUCAGUAGUCCAACACCUUAGCCACUAAGCUACCAUGUCAUUUAACUACUUAACCCACUGCUGAGUUCCAGGAAAACUGCAGACCUGGCAACCCUUUUAGAGAACUUAACAUUAUGAAAAUAUAUAUGUUAAUAACUUAAGCCACAUAAUGAAAAAUGGUGUUUAUAUAAGCAGCACAUUUGAUAAAUCUUGCAUAAGUCUUUUACUAAAAUCUUUUUUGUUUUAAAAUGAUCAGGCUUUUGAUAAUCUUUCCUUUUCUCUGUCUCUUUCCUUCCUCAGCACGGGCCCUGUAAGCCUGGCCUGCUUCUCAGUAAUCCUUGCAGAAGCUGUAAAGGUUUUGUUAGUUUAGCUCGUGUGUUUUGAGCAAAAACCACAUCGUUCAUGACCUGCAUGCCAACCGUGCCAAGUGCCAACAAGAAAAAACGUUAAAUGAGUGAAAGGUUCUAGGAUAAAGAGACAAAAUUGAGUGAAAUGUUAAGGCAGAUCAGGGUGCAUGCCCCUUUAAGCUACUCAAUCAUGAUGCUGGUAAAAUGAUACGCUUUUGUAUAGCACAGCCACACUUAAUUUAAAUGUAUGUAUUUAAAUACAAGCUGGCAUUAGUGACUGGCACCUGUUAUUUUUUUUUAUUAUUAUUUUUGCAAAAGGAUUGUUUUAUUUUGUGAGACGUGUAGAUCAACCAGAUGAUUAUCGCUUCGCACAGUGAUGUGCGUCCUGUUUAAGAGCAGAUGAGUUUCAGCAUAGAGGAGUGUGAUGGGGAAAUACAGCGGGUUUUGUUCCAGUGACGACUACAGGCAAGACUCUGCUCAACCAGUGUCAAAUAUUGUAAACAAACAUCGCAAUGACUUGUGGUUAAUAAAAUGAUACAUGACA
This is a messenger RNA of Tachysurus fulvidraco (yellow catfish), 6867 nucleotides long. RefSeq names its product ATPase sarcoplasmic/endoplasmic reticulum Ca2+ transporting 2a (gene atp2a2a). Gene Ontology annotation, biological process: intracellular calcium ion homeostasis; calcium ion transmembrane transport. The record is from RefSeq and is a predicted model, not a curated record. Lineage: Eukaryota; Metazoa; Chordata; Actinopteri; Siluriformes; Bagridae. The transcript is spliced from 20 exons. Gene Ontology annotation, cellular component: membrane. The coding region runs from base 453 to 3584 and encodes 1043 amino acids. Gene Ontology annotation, molecular function: ATP binding; ATP hydrolysis activity; P-type calcium transporter activity.